Messenger RNA from Dipodomys spectabilis (banner-tailed kangaroo rat), 4125 nucleotides. RefSeq names its product epithelial cell transforming 2 (gene Ect2). Gene Ontology annotation, molecular function: GTPase activator activity; guanyl-nucleotide exchange factor activity. Gene Ontology annotation, cellular component: nucleus; cell cortex. NCBI's taxonomy places the organism in Eukaryota, Metazoa, Chordata, Mammalia, Rodentia, Heteromyidae. The transcript has 25 exons. The record is from RefSeq and is a predicted model, not a curated record. Gene Ontology annotation, biological process: nervous system development; intracellular signal transduction; mitotic cytokinesis. The coding region runs from base 173 to 2908 and encodes 911 amino acids.
AUGGGGAGGAAGCUGACCUCACGCGCCAAUUGGCAUGGCUGUGGGAGGGCGCCGCUCGCUUUUUGAGUUGGAGAAGAAGGCAGUCUCCGGCAGCGGGCUGCACCCCUGAAGGAAGCCGGUCUCCCAGGACUGUUUUUCCGCCCCUCAGAUUGGUGAGCCAACAUAGAAAACAAUGGCUGACAAUAGUAUAUCAAUAUCGACCUUGGGAAGGACUUACUUGGCAGACUGUUCUAUUUUUGAGGCUAAAGUUGUUGACGCUUCUAAGGAAAACUUGUAUAUUGGAUCUGCCUCAAAUGUUGAAGAAGAAAUGCCUCAGGUUGAAACUCGAGUGAUAAUGGUUCAAGAAGCUGGAAAACAGGAAGAACUUGUAAAAGCCCUAGAGACUAUUAAAAUAAUGGAAAUCCCUGUUAUAAAGAUAAAAGAAAGUUGUCCUGGAAAAGCGGAUGAAAAGUUAGUAAAAAGUAUUGUUACCAUGGAAACGCAAAUGUCUUAUGCAAGGAUGGAGUCAGUGAAUGAACUUGAAGGUUUGGAUUCCCCAGAAUUUGAGAAUGUCUUCGUGGUUCCGGACUUCCAGGAUUCUGUCUUUAAUGACUUACACAAGGCUGAUUGUAGAAUUAUUGGACCACCUGUUCUUUUAAGCUGUGCACAAAAGGGAGAGCCUUUGCCAUUUUCAUGUCGGCCGCUGUACUGUACAAGUAUGAUGAAUCUAGUUUUAUGCUUUACUGGAUUCAGGAAGAAAGAAGAGCUAGUCAGAUUGGUGACAUUAGUUCAUCAUAUGGGUGGAGUUAUUAGAAAAGACUUUAAUUCAAAAGUUACACAUUUGGUGGCAAACUGUACAGAAGGAGAAAAAUUCCGGGUUGCUGUGAGCCUGGGUACUCCAAUUGUGAAACCAGAAUGGAUUUAUAAAGCAUGGGAAAGGCGGGAUGAGCAGAAUUUCUGUGCAGCAGUUGAUGACUUUAGAAAUGAAUUUAAAGUUCCUCCAUUUCAAGAUUGCAUUUUAAGUUUCCUGGGAUUUUCAGAUGAAGAAAGGACAAAUAUGGAAGAGAUGACUGAAAUGCAAGGAGGUAACUAUUUACCAGUGGGAGAUGAGAGAUGCACUCACCUUAUAGUUGAAGAGAAUACAGUUAAAGAACUUCCAUUUGAACCUUCAAAGAAACUUUAUGUUGUCAAGCAAGAGUGGUUUUGGGGAAGCAUUCAGAUGGAUGCCCGUGCUGGAGAAACUAUGUAUUUUUAUCACAAGGCUCAUACUCCGGAGCUCAAAAAAUCCGUGUCAUUGCUUUCUCUAAAUACUCCAAACAGCAACCGCAAAAGACGUCGUUUAAAAGAGACACUUGCUCAGCUCUCAAGAGAGACAGACAUGUCACCUUUCCCUCCCCGGAAGCGUCCAUCUGCUGAACAUUCCCUUUCUAUAGGGUCACUCUUAGAUAUCUCCAACACACCAGAGUCUAGCAUUAACUGUGGAGAUACACCUAAAUCUUGUACUAAGUCUUCCAAAAAUUCUACUCCAGUUCCUUCAAAGCAGUCAGCCAGGUGGCAAGUUGCAAAAGAGCUCUAUCAGACUGAGAGCAAUUAUGUAAAUAUUUUGGCAACAAUUAUUCAAUUAUUUCAGGUGCCAUUGGAAGAAGAAGGACAACGUGGUGGGCCUAUUCUUGCACCAGAAGAGAUUAAAACUAUCUUUGGUAGCAUCCCAGAUAUCUUUGAUGUCCACACUAAGAUAAAGGAUGAUCUAGAAGACCUAAUUGUUAACUGGGAUGAGAGCAAAAGCAUUGGUGACAUCUUUCUUAAAUAUUCCAAAGAUUUGGUAAAAACCUACCCUCCUUUUGUAAACUUCUUUGAAAUGAGCAAGGAAACAAUUAUUAAAUGUGAAAAACAGAAGCCCCGAUUUCAUGCUUUUCUGAAGAUAAACCAAGCUAAACCAGAAUGUGGACGGCAAAGCCUUGUUGAACUUCUCAUCCGACCAGUGCAGAGGUUACCCAGUGUGGCAUUACUUUUAAAUGAUCUUAAGAAGCAUACAGCUGAUGAAAAUCCUGACAAAAGCACAUUAGAAAAAGCUAUUGGAUCACUAAAAGAAGUAAUGACGCAUAUCAAUGAGGAUAAGAGAAAAACAGAAGCACAAAAGCAAAUUUUUGAUGUAGUGUAUGAAGUAGAUGGAUGCCCAGCUAAUCUUUUAUCUUCUCACCGAAGCUUAGUGCAGCGAGUUGAAACAAUUUCUCUAGGCGAGUACCCCUGUGACAGAGGUGAACAAGUAACUCUCUUCCUCUUCAAUGACUGCCUGGAGAUAGCAAGAAAACGGCAUAAAGUUAUUGGCACUUUUAAAAGUCCUCCUGGCCAUACUCGACCUCCUGCUUCUCUUAAGCAUAUUCAUCUAAUGCCUCUUUCUCAGAUUAAAAAGGUGCUGGACAUAAGAGAAACAGAAGAUUGCCAUAAUGCUUUUGCCCUGCUUGUGAGGCCACCAACAGAGCAGGCAAAUGUGCUACUCAGUUUCCAGAUGACGUCAGAUGACCUUCCCAAGGAAAACUGGCUGAAGAUGCUAUGUCGACACGUAGCCAACACCAUUUGUAAAGCAGACGCUGAGAACCUUAUUUACACUGCUGACCCAGAAUCCUUUGAGGUAAAUACAAAAGAUAUGGAUAGUACGCUGAGUAGAGCAUCCAGAGCCAUCAAAAAGACUUCAAAGAAGGUCACAAGAGCAUUCUCUUUUUCCAAAACUCCAAGGAGAGCUCUCCGAUUGGCCCUGAUGCCAGCCCAUAGCUCGGCAGAGGGAAGAAGUCCUGAUAAGCACACUUUGAGUCGUCUGUCUAGCACGUCAUCACUAGCAGGCAUUCCGUCUCCGUCUCUUGUCAGCCUUCCUUCCUUCUUUGAAAGGAGAAGUCAUACUUUAAGUAGAUCCACAACUCAUCUGAUAUGAAACUUUAGAAAUCUUAAAUUACAGGCAUAUAUAAACACCUCAUACUCUAGUAAGAAGCUGACUUAAAUGGUACUUGUGUUAGCACUUGGUGAAAGCUAGAAAGAAGAUAAGUAACACUAAACUAUGUUAUUUGAUUUUCUUCUUGAAAAUUUUUUGAAAUUCAUGUAAAAAAUAUGUUGAUUUUGAUGUAAUUUAUCUUUUUGCUCACAUUCUCAUCUGAAGACCAGUAAUUUAUUAUUCAUUGUAUCAGUAGCUUUGUAACUCCUGAUAGUAAAAUUUAUUUGGUAUAAAUUUUACUGGUGGUGUCAAAUACUACUGUGAUUCUGUUUGUAUAGUAUCCGUGAAUGUUUAUGGAAGUACAUAUUUGUGUAUCUCCAUUUGUGCAGAGAUUAAGUGAUAUUAUUAUACUUACUAGAUAAAAACCUGCAGAGAUUCUUGAUUAAAUAAUGAGGCCUUACUUCAUUCAAUACACUGUUUGAUGUAUUUAACUGCUCUUUUUCAGUUGGUCUCAGAUGUUUUCAAGAUCCAGCAUGUGGGUUUUAAAUUCUGCCUUUAUUAACAAGUAUAACAUUUAAAUAAGAUUGUUUGAACAUAUUGUUACAAACUGAGAUAAGGAAAGAAAAGUUAUAAAAAACUGUAUAUUUUGUAAAAGCAAGACAUGAGUAUAAGCUUAUAUCUGUUUCAGUGAGUAUAUUUUGGGGGAUUUUAGCCACUAGCAAAUCUUGAUUUGGUUUGAUACUAUAUUGGAAUUUAUUUCAAAGGAUAAGACCAUGGAAAAUGGUGGUAAAGAUUAUUUAUCUCUUUAUGAAAUCAUUCCAAAUUUACCAUUAGCAUUAUGAUCUGCUGUGAAGUACAUAGAUAUACAUGUGUGGUAACAUUUUAUUGUGGUCUUAAUAUUAGAAAUUUACUGUUGUAUCUUCCAAAGUCUGAUGUUACCAUUUCCAAUAGUAUUUUUGUAGUUGAUGAUACAAAAUAAUCAAGCUUCUGGGAAUAUGUGUUUUUUUUUAAAUUUCCUAUGGGAUACUGCAAAUAUUUCAUUGUUGGGCAUUUUUCAGUUACCUGCAUUAAUAGUUUAAGUGACUAUAGCUUCUUUUUUUUAUACUAUGUAUGUGCUGCUUCAGAUAUUAGUAAAUGAAUUUUUUGUUGUAUUUUAAAAAUAGUUACAUUAGCUAAAAACCUUGUAAAUAAAUGUUCAAACCCAAGAAAACUUCCCAGUG